UGAUUUCAAUUCGACCAAGGUUCAACCAGUGGUUCAACCGGAAUCCUUAGUUCAGCAUUUGUAUGAAGAAUUGGAGUGUCAAAAUAAUACUGCAAUAAAAGUUUGAUGGGAUAUGAGUAAUAAUUGUUACGAUAUGGGCUGAAUGUAUUGUUACAUGAUAUUUUGAUUUUAAUUCUACGUAUGACGUGUCGAAUCAUAUUAUCAUGAGAUAAAUGUCAAAGAUAUCCUGUCGUCAGAAAAUAAAUUAUCACAUAAAUAAUGUUAUUGUACAUUUUUCCCGGGAUAAUUGGUAGUUUCGCUGUGUUGUUAUAUUGGCCUGGAUUGAUAUGGUCCUGUUUUUACGCAUUUUUCAUAUUCUCCUGUUGUUUGUUUGGCAUGUUUGCUGUUAUACAAGUACACAUCGCUUUGUCACCAAAGCAUCUAACUGGAUUAGGUGCUGCAAAGACGAUUGCGGAUAUGGAUGCAUUUCGUAACAUGAUUAUGGUACAUGACAAAAAGGAUACGAACCCAAGCUACCAACUGCUCGAAAACAAGUUCGAUAUCCCUUAGUUUUUACUCGAAUGGUGGAUGGAGCAAUGCAGAAUUUACUUGAUCUUGCAUUCAGAGAUUUUGUUGGCUCUUGGCUUGAAGAGUUAGCUUUUGACUCGGAUCAAGUAAUUGACGAUAUGAAACAGGAUGUUUGGGGAGCUGUCCAAAGUCUACAUGACAGAAUGGCACGCGUUGAUCAUACCAAGCUUGUAGCUUGUGAUUUAGUCAACAAACUUACUUUUCAUUUUGAAAAAAUUCGCAUAGCUCAAGCUGCAGCAAUGGAAGGUGAAGAUCCGGUGUUCAUUCUAUCGGCACAUCUUAUGUCUCCAGCUGCUGAAUUAGAUUAUCUUAGAUUGGUCAGUGAAGUAUGCAUCAUGUUUUUUUUACCACGCAGUUACUCUCUCUCCCCAGCUAAAUUCCUUCUGAGAGAAGUCAUUACUUGUAAAAUUCUCAAACCAGCGAUAGAUUUAAUAACAGACCCUGACUACAUAAAUCAGAAAAUUCUGCUGUAUAUCGAACAGCAGCAAUUGACGGAAGCAAUGCACAAGAAAACAUACGAGUACGCCGAAUCAUUUGAAGAUUUUAUUCAAAUGAUAAAAAACUCAAAUGAACUAGAAGUCUUGAAACAUAUCAGAUACAAUAUAGUUACUGAAAUCAUGCAAGCUACAACCAUACAAAACGUCAAAAGAGCUCAAGGCUUAGAUCCUGAAAGCAAUAAUCUUGGUAAAUCUGAUGUGAUGCAGGCAAAAAAAUUAAAAAGAUAUAUCAGUCAAUUAACAUAUGCCAAAAACAUUUGUGAACAUCACAUGCAAGCUUUGGGUUGGAACGACUAUCCUGUGCAGGAAUGUGAUAUAUCAGAUCCAGCAGCAGUGGCAGAUGGACGAAUAGUACCCUUACAGGUAAUUCUGGAUAAUGUAACCGGUCGGCGUUACUUAUCUCAGUUUUUAGAGCAAGUAGCCAGUCAAGGUUUGAUUGGUUAUUGGGCAGCUGUACAAGAACUACGCGCAGCUGAAAGAUCAAAUUGGCAUCAAUUGGGUGCAGAAAUAUUUUAUACAUACAUCAGAUCUCCUACUGCUGAAAUCAAAGUGGAUAAAAAUGUUAGAAAGAAAAUGGAAGGCUUUUUACUCGGAGAUAAAGGCCCAGAAGUUUUCUAUGAAGUUCAAGAGAGUGUUGUCAGGACUCUGGAAGAAAAAUAUUAUCCUUCAUUCCUGGUCAGCGAAUGUUACAAAAAAAUGCAAGAGGCAUUGAUCAAUGAGAGAGCUGAUGGUCUUUCGGAAGACUGUCAAUUAACGGAUGGAACAAUAUCUGAAACCUCAUCGCUACUGGUUGGUGAACAUUCGAAUUAUGCUCGUAGUAAACUUGAUCAGUUGCAAGAGAAGCUGAGCAAUAAAAUGCAGGCAUUACAAGCACUUAGAUCAUCACUUAAACCAGAAAGUAGGGUUUUGAGUAUUUUGGAAAAAGAGGUCGAGUGGUUACAAGGAGAGAGAAGGCAAUUGGAAGCUCACUUAACUCAUACAGAAAUGUGGGCUGAACAUUUGGGACAUUGGACUGCAGACGUUCAGAGCGCAGAGUUACCAGACAAUGGUGACCCACCACAAUUUGUACUCGUUGUGCACAUGGCUGAGGAUGAAAAUAACGAAGAAAGUAUAUCAAUGGGCUGGGUUGUACUAAGAAGAUUGCCUGAAUUCCAAGAACUCCAUAGAAAAUUACGUCAAUUGUGUUCGAAUGUAAGAAAUCUUGAACUUCCAUCUCAACCGCUAAAGUUUUUUGGGAAGUCGGACAAAAACAGUUUGGACAAAGCAAAGUUGCAGAUUCAAAAAUACUUGAAUUAUGUUUUGGAAGAUGAUCGUUUGAAUCAAAGUGAAGCUCUAUAUGCCUUUCUGAGUCCAAGUUCUGAACACUUGAAGCACACGGCUCCAUCUCCAAAGAAAUCUCGUUUCUCUCUGUCAACACUGUUCAAAACUAGUUCGGGAGGUAGCGGUGAUUCCAAAGAAAAGGAUGACGAAGAAGAUUAUUCGUUAUUGCUGGAUGAUGGAGAGGGAGGUCGUAUGGGUAAUUCCGAUGGAUUAGGUCCUGGUAAAGAUGCGAUAGCAGAACCACUCUAUACUUUAUUAGGAGAAGUCUUUGAUCUAAGAGGAGUAUUUCGAUGGCUUAGACGAUCAUUAAUUACUUUUGUACAAAUCACUUACGGUCGUACGAUAAAUCGUCAAGUGAGAGAAACAGUAGGCUGGGUGUUUUCUGAGCCAAUGUUACAUUACUAUAUACAAUUGUUCACCAAGUCAUGGUGGCCAAACGGCCAAUUGGGUACAGAGAACAACGUACGGUCUGAUGAGGAGAAACUCAAAACCCGAGGAGAGGCUCGCAGACAGUUUCUGAAUAAUGUACCUGGAGUCCUGACCAAUCUUGUCGGAGCUCAAAGUGCUCAGCGUGGAGCUACCAAAGUAUUUGAUUCCUUGCAAAAUGUUUAUCUCAACAAGCAGUUGUUUUAUGAUAUUUUUGAAGUGCUGAUGUAUGAGGUAUUUCCGGAGUUGCAUCAAAAAUAGAGGUGUGUAGUUGGUUCAAAUGAAAUAAUUGGAAGAAUGAGUAAUAGUAAGUAUCUUAUUCUACACUUUAAUUAUUUAAUCCGUACAAUUUAUUUGGCUUCAUACUAAUAUCGGAUCGCAUUGCUUAAUAAUUUUUUACCCAUACCAUUAUAUUUGUUUUUUGCUAAAUUUAACUUUGCCAUUGAUUGCUCUGUACAAUUGUACUCAAAUUUAGUCUGUUUUCUCCACUCCCAUGAUCAGUGGUACCCAUAUCAUUGCUCCACGAAUGAACAAUCACUGCACUGGAGUGCUUUAUAUCGAAAUUGAAUACUUUAAAUAAGCAACUGUCGUCAGUAUUAAAAUUUUAGAAGGACCUUUAUAUUUCGGAUACUCCAUGAUCCAUGCAGGAUAAGUAAUAAUAUUUUAACGUUUGCCGUGACAGUAUAUCAUGCCAUUUGAAUUAGUUAUAAUUAUAUUCUUUUGGUUUGCAAAUCAGCCUCACAAGUUCACUUCAAUAAACUUCAAUAAAUACGUAAAUUAUUAUUCUACUAUGAUUUUAUUAUUAUAGUAUAUCGUAAAUUUGAUGUAAAUGUUAUACAUAUGUAUCAUAAUGUUAUUGAACAGGAUUACGGUUAGUCCGCUAUCCUUUGUUUUGAUACACCGUGUAAAUAAUAUCAACGUUAGCUUCUAAUUCAGAACAUACCAAAAAUCGUUAGCAGGACGUGAACUUCUAAUUGCUAAUCAAUCUAACUAAUGAUCUAUACUUUGAUAUACAUAUAUAUAUAUAUUUUUUUUUCGUAAUACAUACUUAGUUUUUGUAUUGAUACUGAAUGACAGUGAAGCAUUCGCUAUGGAUUGUGAUUCGACCUUAUAGUUGAAUAGAGAGAUCUAUUUUCAAGCUAUGGUCGUAGACUAUGCGUUUUGUGUCUGGUACAAUAUGAAUAUUGUUAAUCACUUUUACCACUCCAUAUAUCAGGCCAAAUAGGGAAGACUGUUGAAUAUUAUAUUAUUAUUGCGUUGUAGUGCAUUCAUUUCCAAUGCAUUUUAUGUGUGCGUUUGAGAACUAAACUGUUAUAAACGGUCACUUUGACGAUUGUACCUUCAUCGUACAAAUAUUCCUGACCACACAAUUAUUUUGGAGUCAUGAUACGCGAUUAAUUGAUGAUUACUCGAUCGAUUGCAUGAGUAGAUGAUUUUAGCUUUCAGAUUUAGAUUUCGGAGCUGAUUAUACGUGAAAUUACUCUUGAAAAAAAAAAAAAAAAUCGAUUUUUGAGCA
Messenger RNA from Athalia rosae (coleseed sawfly), 4326 nucleotides. RefSeq names its product sorting nexin-25. The coding region runs from base 561 to 3071 and encodes 836 amino acids. Gene Ontology annotation, cellular component: intracellular membrane-bounded organelle. Gene Ontology annotation, molecular function: phosphatidylinositol binding. NCBI's taxonomy places the organism in Eukaryota, Metazoa, Arthropoda, Insecta, Hymenoptera, Athaliidae. The record is from RefSeq and is a predicted model, not a curated record. The transcript has 11 exons.